AUGGGAAACGCAGCAAGUUCUUCGAUUAAAUUUGCUAUACCUUUAUUCUCACAAACAUCGCCGGAUACUCUGUUGGAAACUGACGAUCAAUUCUAUACCCCUCGUACCACGAUGCCGUUGCUGAGGACACAAAAUCGUGGCACAGAGAGGCCACCCAGCGAAAGUCUGAGGACCCAGGAGUCUUUGAAACCGGACCAAUUGGUUCAUAAAUGCUUACGGCAGAUUGAGGACCAUAAGGAACUAACUCAAGAUAGCUUUGAUUGCUUGAUAGAGCUGCUCAGAAAUGGCUCUCCGACUGGUUUACCCAUUCAGCCCUCAAGCACUGUGGACACAAAGCCAUUUGACUAUGCAAUCUCGGACUUUGUGGCACCUUUAUAUCACCAUAAAACGGGUCACUGGACAGUCCUAUGCGUUUCUUCUCAAGGUCCGAGAAAGGAGCAUCCGGGGAAAUCUGUCGUCACGGCUCAACACUAUGAUCCGGAUCCGCGUCAGCACAAGGGUAGGCAUACGGAGGUGGGCGACAAGAUUCGCUCCUGGGUCGAGCAACGUGGCUCAAACGUGGAGUUGAAGUCCACUCGCGAAGCGGGACCGACCAUACAACCGUCGGACCAGAAUGUAACAGGCGUGUAUACCGUUAUGGGAGCCUUGGACUUCAGUGCCCGUAAGCCUUUGCGGUCAAAGGAUAGCUUUUGGGGCGGUGAUUACGUGAAGAAGAUCAAGGCUGCUUUACAUGCAACACAGCCUCGUUACCCUACCCCAGGAAGAACACCUGCAAGGAGGGGAACCUCUAUCUCUUCUGCGGACAAAUGGAGCCGAGGUGUUCAGAAAGUUUGGGAACGUCCCUCAUGUGACGAAAUGGACAUCUUUGGUAACAAGACGCCUAUCGCAGGAAACCGAAAACAAAGACGCCUUGAUCCGGCCGAACAUAUGGCAUUUGACGUCAAUGAGAAGUUGGAGGAGGCUACCUCUUCCAUCUUGAACCUGGGACUUCCGUCGGUGACGAAUCUUAAGCAAGAACUUAAUGAGCGCCGCAAGGAGCGCGGAGAGCAUAACGAGGUCAUUGAGAAUAAGAAGGAUGAUCUGGAGAAGUGUCAGACAGAGGGAGCAUCACGGGCCAGGGAGCACGAGGAAUACGAGAAGGCGUGCACAGAGCUCGAAUCAAAGCUCAAAGAUGACGAGCGAAGGGUCAACAAAUGGCUCUCGGAGUUCCCGCAGGAUCUCAACUUCGCGAUCGACACGGAGAAGUACAAAGCCCCGGGUGAGGCCACAUGA
Fusarium fujikuroi IMI 58289 is the source of this 1272-nucleotide messenger RNA. RefSeq lists its product as uncharacterized. The coding region runs from base 1 to 1272 and encodes 423 amino acids. The transcript is spliced from 3 exons. NCBI's taxonomy places the organism in Eukaryota, Fungi, Ascomycota, Sordariomycetes, Hypocreales, Nectriaceae. The record is from RefSeq and is a predicted model, not a curated record.